Hyphopichia burtonii NRRL Y-1933 is the source of this 840-nucleotide messenger RNA. It is a transcript of the gene RIB3, whose product is annotated as 3,4-dihydroxy-2-butanone-4-phosphate synthase. NCBI's taxonomy places the organism in Eukaryota, Fungi, Ascomycota, Pichiomycetes, Serinales, Debaryomycetaceae. Bases 27 to 644 code for a protein of 205 amino acids. Gene Ontology annotation, cellular component: mitochondrial intermembrane space; cytosol. The transcript has a single exon. Gene Ontology annotation, biological process: riboflavin biosynthetic process; aerobic respiration. Gene Ontology annotation, molecular function: 3,4-dihydroxy-2-butanone-4-phosphate synthase activity. The record is from RefSeq and is a predicted model, not a curated record.
ACGUUAUAACAAUAUAGAAGAACAAGAUGACUAGCAGUGUAUUUACUCCGGUUCCAGAAGCCUUGGAAGCUUUCAAAAAAGGUGAGUUUUUGAUUGUUAUGGACGAUGAAGACCGUGAAAACGAAGGGGACUUGAUCUGUUCAGCAGAAUUGGUUACUCAAGAAAAGAUGGCCUUUCUUAUUCGUUAUUCUUCAGGGUAUGUCUGUAUUCCUUUAUCUACUGAAAGAGCCGAUGCUUUACAGUUGCCUCCAAUGAUUGCUAAUCAAACCGAUAGACACGGUACUGCUUAUACUGUUACUUGUGAUUAUGCUCAUGGAACUACUACUGGGAUUUCUGCUUACGAUAGAGCCUUGACUGCUUCUAAAUUGGCCGAUGCCUCGUCUGCACCAGCAGACUUCAUUAGACCAGGACAUAUUUUGCCUUUGAGAGCUGUUCCUGGGUUGUUGAAGCAAAGAAGAGGACAUACCGAAGCUGGGGUUCAAUUAUGUGAAUUGACCGGCUUACAACCUGCUGCUGUCAUUUGUGAAAUGGUCAGAGAUGAUGAUGGUUUAAUGAUGAGAUUAGACGACUGUGUCGAGUUUUCCAAGAAACAUGACAUCAAAAUUGUUAACAUUAAACAGUUGGUGGAAUACAUAUCUCAAUAAUUCAAUUUUUCAAACCUUAAUGACUCACGUUAUUGCAUAACGAUUAACCUAUGAACUUAAUUAACUUAUUUUUCUUAACUUAACUUAACUUAACUUAACUUAACUUAACUUAACUUAUUUCUCAACUUAACUUAUUUCUUUCAACUUAACUACAUUAAUUCUUUUGUUUAUAGACUUUUCAAUAGAACAUUAAAAG